This is a messenger RNA of Cotesia congregata, 483 nucleotides long. Lineage: Eukaryota; Metazoa; Arthropoda; Insecta; Hymenoptera; Braconidae. The record is from the annotation of a GenBank genome assembly.
AUGACUGGAACAACAUUAUUCAUGAUCACACUUAUUUUCUUCGCCAUCAUCAUCAGUACCAACGGCGAAACCUACAAAUGGAAGGACUACGAUGUAACCAGCGAAACUUUAUCAAAAAACGGAGUCAAAAACUUCACAAAAACCCUCUCAAGAACAGUGAAAGGAAUUACAACCGUCGACCAGAUUGCAAAGCUCACAAAUGAAACUACGAAGAAAAUAAUAUUUACCGAUCGUUUGAUUACCACCACAAACAACGGGGUCGUAACUUUGGAUCGCACUUUGGAAAAAUUCAACCCUUUGAGCAACGAAUUCAUCAACGAUCGCUUCUUCAACAGUUCUAAGAACGGGACAGAAGGUCAUCGAACCAUUGAUUAUUCAGCGAACAGUCGCGAUCCAAACUCGGAUAAAAUUGUCAAGACAAUAUUCACUAAAUAUCAUAAGGCAGAGCGCACUGUUUUGAAAUUUAGUCUCGAUGGUGCAUAA